CACAUGAGCCCUCCAAACUACAUGACUGUUUGUCCUCUGUGCUGUAAUCCGUUUCUUUGACUUUAGUUAGUGGUCAUGUUUUGUAUUUGUUUUGCAUGUGCCCCAGUUUGAAAUGUAAAAACAUUGGGACCACUAUCACAACUUUAACCUCCGUUCACUGACUCAUGGAGGUCCUGAUGUUUUACACUGAAAACACUUUGUAUGUCAUGCUCUGUCUGUGCCUGUGUGUGUGUGUGUGUGUGUGUGUGUGUGUGUGUGUCUCUCCCGGGUUAACCUGUUGUUUUCUUGGUUGUCAGGGCGACUCCGAGUUUGCUCGCAUCAUGGGUAUAGUGGAUCCCAACGGCAGCGGCGCCGUCACCUUCCAGGCCUUUAUUGACUUCAUGUCGAGGGAAACGACCGACACGGACACCGCGGACCAGGUCAUCGCCUCCUUCAAGAUCCUGGCUGCUGAUAAGACCUUCAUCACCGCCGACGAGCUGAGGAGGGAGCUUCCCCCCGACCAGGCGGAGUACUGCAUCGCCCGCAUGGCGCCCUACACCGGGCCCGACGCUGUCCCCGGAGCCCUCGACUACAUGUCCUUCUCCACCGCCCUGUACGGAGAGAGUGACCUGUAAAGGAGGAAGAGGAGGGCUGGACAGAUGGGGGGGGGGGGUGGGGGGGGGGGGGUCUUUCUGUUCGCAGAGGAGACGCCAGGAAUGGAAGGUUUUUGGAAGGAUUUGAGUGGUUGUGAGGUGCCCCUGCGUGUGCCGGUUUAGAAAUCAUCAGAAAAAGGAUUCAGAGAUGUUGAUUGGACUGUAGUUUUGGUUUUUGGCUCUGCGGGAUGUUUUUCAGCUCCGUUACGUCGUUUUCAGGUCGAGAGGGAUCGAGGUCAAUUUGUCAUAAAGUUUCUAUAAACGCCGUCUCCGGGGGGGGAGGGGCAGCUGUGGGGACGAGGGGGACAGACGUCUACGGUGCGGGUCCUUAGCUUCACCCUGUCUGCCUUCAUGGUGGU
Molecule: messenger RNA, 991 nt
Organism: Labrus bergylta (ballan wrasse)
Lineage: Eukaryota; Metazoa; Chordata; Actinopteri; Labriformes; Labridae
Source: RefSeq, a predicted model, not a curated record